CGGGGAUGAGGGCGGCGCAGCCGCAGCGCCGGUGGAGGGGCGCGCGGCCGCGAGCAAAGGAGGGAGGGAAGGAAGGAAGAGAGGGAGGCGGGCAAGCAGGCGGGCGCGGGGGUCGGGGACUGAGGCAGUAGAGGGAGGCGAGAGCCCGGCAGCCGCUUCGCGCUGUUUGCUGCGCGGGCUUUUGGAGGGGGCGGCCGUUGAGUCGGCUGAGGAGAAGCGGACACCAGCACCGUUGGUGAUAGCGCCUGGGGGAGGGGGACUGGAGAGGCAAGAAGGGGGGUCGCUGCGGUGGUUCUCUCGCUGUCGCGCUCUCUUUGCCUCGCUCCCGGCUCGGCGGGCUCCUCCCGGCGUUUCUCUCGCCUCCGGGGCCCCGCUCCCCGCCCCCCGCGGUAUGUCUUGAUCCCGAGCAGCGGGUUUCAUGGGGCUCCUCAGGAUUAUGAUGCCGCCCAAGUUGCAGCUGCUGGCGGUGGUGGCCUUCGCGGUGGCGAUGCUCUUCUUGGAAAACCAGAUCCAGAAACUGGAGGAGUCCCGCUCGAAGCUAGAAAGGGCUAUUGCAAGACAUGAAGUCCGAGAAAUUGAGCAGCGACAUACAAUGGAUGGCCCUCGGCAAGAUGCCACUUUAGAUGAGGAAGAGGACAUGGUGAUCAUUUAUAACAGAGUUCCCAAAACGGCAAGCACUUCAUUUACCAAUAUUGCCUAUGACCUGUGUGCAAAGAAUAAAUACCAUGUUCUUCAUAUCAACACUACCAAAAAUAAUCCAGUGAUGUCAUUGCAAGAUCAGGUGCGCUUUGUAAAGAAUAUAACUUCCUGGAAAGAGAUGAAACCAGGAUUUUAUCAUGGACACGUUUCUUACUUGGAUUUUGCAAAAUUUGGUGUGAAGAAGAAACCAAUUUACAUUAAUGUCAUAAGGGAUCCUAUUGAGAGGCUAGUUUCUUAUUAUUACUUUCUGAGAUUUGGAGAUGAUUAUAGACCAGGGUUACGGAGACGAAAACAAGGAGACAAAAAGACCUUUGAUGAAUGUGUAGCAGAAGGUGGCUCAGACUGUGCUCCAGAGAAGCUCUGGCUUCAAAUCCCGUUCUUCUGUGGCCAUAGCUCCGAAUGCUGGAAUGUGGGAAGCAGGUGGGCUAUGGAUCAAGCCAAGUAUAACCUAAUUAAUGAAUAUUUUCUGGUGGGAGUUACUGAAGAACUUGAAGAUUUUAUCAUGUUAUUGGAGGCAGCAUUGCCCCGGUUUUUCAGGGGUGCUACUGAACUCUAUCGCACAGGAAAGAAAUCUCAUCUUAGGAAAACCACAGAGAAGAAACUCCCCACUAAACAAACCAUUGCAAAACUACAGCAAUCUGAUAUUUGGAAAAUGGAGAAUGAGUUCUAUGAAUUUGCACUAGAGCAGUUCCAAUUCAUCAGAGCCCAUGCCGUUCGAGAAAAAGAUGGAGACCUCUACAUCCUCGCACAAAACUUUUUCUAUGAAAAGAUUUACCCUAAGUCGAACUGAGUAUAAGGUGUGACUAUUGGAUUCUUGAACUAAAAUUUGACCCUGUCUUCACCUUUGUUCUCAGCUCCACAGUCUGGAUUGCUGACAGUAGGUGUAUGUGACAAUUUGUAUUGAGCCAAAUUAGGAAACAGACAGUAACGUCAAGAAAGUAGAUACUGGCUGGCAUUGUCAGUGUUCUAAGUUUCAGGCAUUUUUAUUUUUCCUGGGUAAACGUUGGUGAAAGUUAUAACCUCCUGCCUGGGAGAAAAUAUACAUCACCUAAAAUGAACUUAUGGCAGGUCUAAUCAAAGGUUAAAUACAAUUUCAGAAAAGGUUCUGAUACUCUUGUUUUUGAUAAAGCAUUUUUUCAACUAACCAUGAAUGAAGAUGAGUCCAUUUGCCUCUUCUGCCUUCACUGAGGGUUUGGGUUAUACACCUCUACUGAAUUGUGUUAAUAACUGUUUGGCAGUGUGUACUUUGUUUUUGUGAGUCAUGUCUCAUGAAAUUUAUUGGAAUGUUUAAUCAUAUUUGCUAAGAAAUGUUUCUGCUGUAGUUGGAUUUGCCCAUAUUUAUGUAGGUGGUUUUAAUUUUUUAAAUGGUGAUUAGUGUUAAAAAUCAAUUUAAAUCAUGACUAAUAUGGUAAAAAGAUAAAGCAUCAAAGCAGUAUUUCUCAUUCCUGCCUCCUCAAUAUCUAAUAUUGGGAAGAUACUUCAAAGAAUAUUGAGAUUGUCUGAAGUUUUAGUUAAGAUUUUCACACAUUAAUAUCAAAAAAGUAAGUUUAGUAUUUGUUUCUCCAUGGGUUAUUUGUAAAGCUGUAAACUGAGAUAUCGGUGACUCCGUAUUAUGACUCCAUUAGUGAGCUGUGGUAUGGGUAGGAUUUUCCUACUUCUUCUGUACUUUUACCUGUAGACUAUUUUUACUAAGGUGCUUUAUAAUGUGUUUUAAAGCAUUGCAUUUACAAAAAAAGGAAAAUGCUGUAAAUAUUGCAUAUUUUAUGUAUUUGGACCAAAAGGUUACAAGUAAUUAGACAAAAGUGGUUUUGCACCAAUUUUAUGUCAAGUAAAACCAUCAGACCUACUGUUCUUGUAUUUCUCAUUUAACUUUACUGUUAAGACAUCACUGAAAUGAACUUCAGUAAGCUUUCAAUUUUGAUACACAGUUCAUUAUUCAUAACUUGAGGCAGUAAUUACAGUGGAAUGAGUACUGGACAAGGAGUCAAAAAACUUGAUUUCAGGUCCUAGCUCUACCACUUACAGCUGUGUGAUCUUGGGCAAGUCACUUAACCUCUCUUUGCCUCAAUUUCCUCAUCUUGAAAUGAGGAUAUUAAUACCUGCUGUACCUACCUCACAGGGCUGUUGUGAGGAUUAAAUGAGAUGGCAUGUGAAAGCACUUUGAAAAUUGUAAAGCGCUAUAUAAAUGUAAGGUAUUAUAGAAACAUCUUUAACAUAUAGUUUCAUACCAUUCAUUUUUUAACAAAGAAAGGGAAAAGUCUGCUUGUAAGCUGGUUGAAAAAGUUAAUCUUGAUAUAAAUUUGUGUUUGAUAAAUAUCCUCUCAGUGUUUUAUCUUCCAUGUUUCAACAACUAUUGAAAUAUGAAAUGCCUGUAAACUCUUAAAGCUUCAUGAGCAGCUGCUUGAGUUCAGGAAGUUCACUGUUAGAAAUAGGCUUUGUUAGCUGACUAGGGUCAGGGAAACUUUGCUCUUCAAAUUUGAAAGCUGUUUCUAUUUUACAUUACUAUUCAGAAAUGGUAGCUAUUCUAUACCUAUGGUUUAAGUAAAUAUUUCUGAAUAAGGCUUCACCAUACUGUAAGCAUUUUAGGUAGAUUGCCUUAAAGGUUAUGGGAGGGCAUGAGGGAACACUUCUUAUGAGAAAACAUUUAUAAACAAAAGAAACAUUUAUAAACUAAAGAAAAACUAAAAGAAUGACAGAACAAUCAUCUUAGCACCCUUUCCUCGCAAUAAUAUAAAAAUAUUAAAAGAACAUAGGCAGGCUUUUUUUAAAUUUGGCUUUUUUCUUUCCUUUUUUCAAAUUGACUUUUAUAGGUAUUUCCUGAAAGUGUAUACAAAUUAUUUCCUCGCCCAAAAUAAAGCACCACUUCAAGGUAUGGUUUGACAUUACCUGCUAAUGAACAAACCCCAGUAUGCAAGUUAUUCUUGCACCACAUGCUCAAAUCUUCUUGAGGUGCAUUAACUCUUUUAGGUAACUAGAGCAGUACUUGGUGAACUAGAUCAGGAGGUCAGUAAACUUUCUGUGGAAGGGCCAGAGAGUAAAUAUUUUAGGCUUUGCAGCCCAUACAGUCUCUGUCACAGCUAGUCAACCCUGCCAUUGUACCACAAAAGCAGCAAUAGACAUUAUGUAAACAAAUGAGCACAGUUAUGUUCCAAUAAAACUUUAUUUACAAAAACAGAUGACAUCCCAGAUGCAGACCAUGGGCAACCAACCAUUGCACUGGCUAAAUCAUUAUUUAUGGAGAAAUCAUCUUUGUGUCUGUACUCUAGAUGCCUAAAAGAGUUUAUAUACUUCUAAAAGCUCCUAACUUAUAUCCAAAGAAUUGCUUUCUGAUUCGUGUAGUCUCUCCCACAGAUUCAUAAACUUUUAUGACUUAUAUUGUUUCCAGGUGGGCAUGGUUUAUUUCCCAGUUUAACAGUUCAGAAUAGGGGCAUUUAUUUUAUCAUAUUUUAGUGUGGGUUAGGAGUAUCCUUUCUGGAUACUGAGAAAGGGGUGUAUUUAAUUCCAUCAGGUCCAGUACAGUACUAGGAGUCAUAAUACUUUAUAAUCAAUUAAAUAAAUAGAACCACUGAGACAAUAAUGUAUUUUUUUAAAGUGGCAAAUGUGGUUUUCUUUUUUCAGCCUUUGCGCUUUUUCAGUAUUUUGACCUUAGGGAGAUAAUUUUUUUAUAAUACAAAAGUAAAUUAACCACUUGGAAUUUUAAAGAUAAUGUUAUGUGUGUAUGUGAAAUAUAUAUACAUAUAUAUAUAUGUUUAUUUCCUAAAAGAAGAAAAGAUACCUUUCUGUUCAACUUGUAUCAACUCCUGUUUUCUAAUUGCUGUGAAAUGGCAACUGUUGAUAAAUUAUUGUGAUUGUUUUAAAAUCUAAUGGGAAGUAAAAUAUAUUUUGAUUUUACCCAGCUUAAUCUGUAAAGUAGCACUUAAAUAUAUGAUAGCAACACUUAA
Messenger RNA from Gorilla gorilla gorilla (western lowland gorilla), 4640 nucleotides. It is a transcript of the gene HS2ST1, whose product is annotated as heparan sulfate 2-O-sulfotransferase 1. Gene Ontology annotation, cellular component: membrane. The record is from RefSeq and is a predicted model, not a curated record. Gene Ontology annotation, molecular function: heparan sulfate 2-sulfotransferase activity. The transcript has 7 exons. The coding region runs from base 419 to 1489 and encodes 356 amino acids. NCBI's taxonomy places the organism in Eukaryota, Metazoa, Chordata, Mammalia, Primates, Hominidae.